Molecule: messenger RNA, 5288 nt
Organism: Myxocyprinus asiaticus (Chinese sucker)
Lineage: Eukaryota; Metazoa; Chordata; Actinopteri; Cypriniformes; Catostomidae
Gene: gabra5
Product: gamma-aminobutyric acid type A receptor subunit alpha5
Exons: 11
Coding region: 669-2051 (460 amino acids)
Biological process (GO): nervous system process; gamma-aminobutyric acid signaling pathway; monoatomic ion transmembrane transport
Cellular component (GO): synapse; GABA-A receptor complex; neuron projection
Molecular function (GO): inhibitory extracellular ligand-gated monoatomic ion channel activity; benzodiazepine receptor activity; GABA-gated chloride ion channel activity
Source: RefSeq, a predicted model, not a curated record
UUCAAAGCCGAUAGUUAAAACAAUAAAUGAUCUCCCUCAGUGGAGAUGUAAUAGUCUGCAGGUAUUCUUCAGAGGAAACCAGUCUUUAUUAAACAGUCUUACUGGCGCAGGUGGGCUGCCAAAGGGGAAAUGUUCGGGCGGAAAAUGCCAAGUAAGCAGAACUGUUGGGGAAUCCACACAUUUUUAACCAUCCACCACGCUUUUAUCGCAUGCGAGCGCUGGGGUCGCGCUCUUCUUUGAAUACGCUUAACCUUUAAGUUUCAAACCCCAGCGGUUCUUAGAUUUCCCUCAGGGGAUAAUUACGCAGCGCGAGGGGAGGUGACGUCCUAUUACUUUGGUUCCAAAUAUUAGUAAAUGCCACUAGAGUGACAGACAGUAGGGUUGGAGUGGAGAGAGCAACGGAUGUCCAAACCGACGAUCCGGAGUGAUGAAGAAGAGGUCUUGGGGAUGCGGAGGAAAGGAAACGUUCCUCUUCAGCGGUUGCUCAGUAACUGAAUCGUAAAAGAGGACAGAACAAUGAGCCGAGAUGGAUAAGACUGGAUAUAUGUGAAGAUCAACGUAUUACCCUGCUGCUGCUGAACAUUGCGGGAACAUUUUGGUCACUUCUUCAAAAAGAUUAAUUGCAGAUCUUCAACGUGGAUCCACUGCACCAAUCAGGUUUUAAUGGUAUGGGAUAUGGACCAGACUGCAGCUCCAAAAUGAGAAGUCUGUGGGUCGGUGUUGUGUUCAUGACUUUAACCUGCCGUUUGAGCCUCUCACAGUCCACUACAGGGACUCCUAAAGAGUCAGAGCUCAAUGAUAACAUCACAGUGUUCACACGGAUCCUGGAUGGAUUGCUGGAUGGCUAUGAUAACAGACUGCGACCUGGGCUGGGAGAGAAAGUGACAGAAAUUAAGACCAACAUCUUUGUCACCAGCUUUGGUCCAGUGUCAGAUACUGAGAUGGAGUACACCAUUGAUGUGUUUUUCCGUCAAAGCUGGAAAGAUGAACGUUUGCGUUUUAAGGGGCCAAUGGAGAUGCUACCUUUGAAUAACCUGCUGGCCAGCAACAUCUGGACCCCUGAUACUUUCUUCCUUAAUGGCAAAAAAUCCAUCGCUCACAACAUGACCACACCAAACAAGCUGCUGAGACUGAAGGAUGAUGGGACAUUGCUGUACACCAUGAGAUUGACUAUAUCAGCAGAGUGUCCCAUGCAGUUGGAGGAUUUUCCUAUGGAUGCUCAUGCCUGCCCCCUCAAAUUUGGCAGCUAUGCCUACCCUAUCUCUGAAGUGGUGUAUAAGUGGACUCAAGGCGCAGCCAAGUCUGUGGUUGUGGCGGAGGAGGGGUCACGCCUCAACCAGUACCAUCUGAUUGGCCAGACGGCUGGUACGGAAGACAUCAGCACAAGUAGAGGUCAAUACACAGUCAUGAUGGCCCAUUUCUACCUGAAGAGGAAGAUUGGCUACUUUGUGAUUCAGACAUACAUGCCCUGCUUUAUGACUGUUAUCCUGUCCCAAGUCUCUUUCUGGCUGAACCGUGAAUCAGUCCCUGCCAGGACGGUCUUUGGUGUGACCACAGUGUUGACCAUGACCACGCUCAGCAUCAGUGCCCGCAACUCUUUACCCAAAGUGGCAUAUGCCACUGCCAUGGACUGGUUCAUCGCUGUUUGUUAUGCCUUUGUGUUCUCAGCACUCAUUGAGUUUGCUACAGUCAACUAUUUUACAAAACGCAGCUGGGCAUGGGAUGGAAAGAAGGCCUUGGAAGCCCAGCAGCCCAAAAAAAAAGACCCAUUGGCACUCUCCAAGAAGCCAAACAAUGCCUGUUCAUCCAGAGUGAACUUCACCCCCAACAUCACAAAGGAUGCAGGUAUCUCCACCAUCUCUAACAGCACCGCUGUUCAGUUGAAGAGCGCUGAGAGCAAGCCUGCAAUGGAUCCCAAAAAAACCUACAACAGUGUCAGCAAAAUUGACAAGAUGUCCCGGAUUGUGUUCCCUGUGCUUUUUGGGACUUUCAACCUGGUUUACUGGGCCACAUACCUCAACAGGGAACCAGUGAUUAAAGGAGCUGUUUAGCCCACAUAAAAUGGUUGUCCCCACAACGCAGAUCCCUUUGCAUCCUCUUUUUCUUCAUCACUUCAAUAUUAAAUGACAAACUGACCCAGCAAGAACAAUGCCAAACACUUAUUUACUGCACCUCUCACAUCACUACUCUAUAAGUGGAGCGCAUCUGUUGAAUUUCCAUUCUGAAAUCAUAAAUUGCAUGAUUCCAAGCUCUUUGGAAAUAUUGUUGCCAUAUAUGCCUUGACUUUCUACUUUAUAUGCCCCUGUACUAGGAUUUCAUUGGUUAAUUAUUGCAUUCAUCUUACAAUGACAUGAGCUCCACACAGGCUGCCAUUUCAUUAAUGAAAAGGUUUCCAAAGGACCUGAGCAAAAAAUAAUGCAUUUGGCAUCAACAUAUAUAACUGAAUCAAAAAAGUACAGCAAGGCCAAAUGCUAUGCAAAAACACAGUUUUUCUACUGUAUUAUGAUUAGUAAUUGCUUAUAAUGAAACCCUUGCUUUAUAUGAAUGGACUUCUUUAAGUUUUGUAGCUUUACCAUCAGUGAUUUUGUUUAAGGUACACAGAUAGCCAUGCUAAAUCUGUUGCCUUCAGAGGAAAACUUAAUAUUGAGUGCACUGGAAUGUCCUGCAAUUACUUCUUUAUAAGACAAGUUUGAUUUUGCUUUCAUUUGCAGUUUUUCUGGGUUUUUUUUGAACUAGCUAAAUAGCAUUGUGCACCCUAGAGGCAGCUUUUCACACUUUCUUCUGCAAAGUGAACAAGGUCAGGUUGCAGCUAAGACUUUCAAAUAAUUUGUGUAUAGCUUGUUGAUGCUUUGCUUUAAUGUAGAUGCGGCUUAACAUUAGCAAGAAAGAGCUGAAAAUGGUUCUGCUAUGCUAUUCUAAUGUGCAGUCAAAGCAACAUGAAUGCAAGCUAGCUCACUGGUGGUGAAAACGCAGAUUGUCUUGUGAAAUAUAGGCUUUGAUAGAAUAUGGUAUUUCUUUACAGUUAAUCAUUUUUAACACAUGGAUUUUCAUGCUGUUUAGGCAACACACUUUCUCUGUGCUGUGUUUUGGUCUGUGGUUUUUGAUUACCUGGAUCAAAAUGAGAAGAGCAAAAGCCUUAAAUGUUGACACCCAGGAGAAACAUAAGGGAAUUAUUCAAAGUAAAAAUAUCAGGUUUAAAAGGUCUGAAAAACAAUAUGAAAGAAAAACUUACACAUAGAAUAAAUGUACAAGGUUAAAAUAAAUGCACCAUUAUUCAGAUACAAAAAAUGUCAAGAGGCAGAAUAUAUAUAUUCUAUAUAUAAAAAUUGAGAAAAGAACAGUGGCCUUUUUUAGUGCAAAAGAGAAACUCGGAAAGACUGUAAUUAUUCUAUUCUGAACUUGUUACAUGAAAGUGAGAUGGCUUAAAGAACUAAAUGACCCCAUGGAUGCUGUGUAGGUCAUUAAGGGUGUGUUCACACUUGACAGGUUUGGUUCGAUUAAAACAAACUCUGGUGCAAUUGCUCUGUUAGUGCGGUUCAUUUGAACAAGUGUGAACGCUGCCAUCCGAACCUUGGUGCGCACCAAACAAGCAGACCAAGACCCUCUGAAUAGUGGGUCUCGGUCCGCUUCCAAACGAACUCUGGUGCAGUUCGAUUGAUAUAUGAACGCAACAUGGACCAAAGACGUCUAAACCAAAAACAGGAAGUAAUUUGCCUAAUACUUACCUCAAGCAUACCUGGUUCUUCUCAUCAUAGGAGCUAUGUUGCCCAUUAUAGUUCGGUACAGGCGUCGGAACCGCCGUCAGCCGUCCUUGCAGCAUAUCUUUGUUUGUGUGUGAAACGGAGGAAUUCCUGGCGCUGUUUUGACUCCUUUACACAUAGCUCUUCGUUUGUUCUCAGCUGGUAAAAAUACCACAUAUAUACAUAUAUAAAUCCAACGAGCGCAUUUAGCCCAGCAGCCAGCAUUGUUUUGGAUGUUCGGCAAGUUCCAUCGCAAAAUAUACAUCAUAAAAGCUGUCCAAUCAGGUUGUGACUUUUUCCUGAUGCCUUUUGUUUCGUAUCUUUAGCUUCGGUGUUAAAAAUGCUAGUGUGAACGCUAAGCAAACCAGGACUAAAUGUAUCAUUUUCUUUUUUGGUCUGGACCAAGAGAACCGAACUACAAUUGUGAACACACCCUAAGAGGCAAACUACAAGAGCCAUUAAGCGUUGCUCAUUUGUGCAGUACUCAGGCCUGCAAGAGACAGAAUUCAGCAAACUAACUGAAACAGAGAUAUUUGAAAGAAACAUGAGAGAGUGAGUAAUGUGCCCUUUUACAACAAUGGAUUAUUCCAGAAAUGUACAGCUGUUCCUCAAAGCAUACAUGUUUGUUUUAAGUAAUAAAUUCAUGCCUGAUAUGUUUCUUGACUAAGUUCUGAUUACUCUGCUCUAGGGUCAUAACUGUUUAGUGACAGUGGAAACCAGUCUAAUUUACACCCAGGGAGGAAAUGUUCAUGCUCAGUUAAAGGAAAAAUAAUCAAGAUUUCCAUUGUUAUCAAAGGCUUAUACAGCAUUAAAUUGCCUGGGCAGAACUGUAUUUACUUCAGAAAUGGUAUGCCAAUCAUUUGCUUUGAUUAACGCCGGACUGUGUGGCAUGAGAGGUUUUUGUGUUUAUUGGGUUCACAGGCCCAUGGCAAUAAGAUUGUGUGCAUGAAGCUUAGCAUGAUGUUUUCCUAACGGAACAGUUGCUGCAGAAGCCACUGUAACUGUGGAAGAAGGUUUCUACAGAUUACUACUGGGAUUAUACAAAACACACAUUUGCACAAACAUCAAGACUAGAGUUCCUGGAGCAGUGAGAAUGCUGAAUCCUUCCUCUGGUCCUGUGUGCCGGCAACAUCUGGCCCACAUCUGUUUGUGUAGGAUUUAGCUCCACUUAAGUUGCUUUUUUCCAACCAGUGCUCCUAUACAUGGUACCAAUUUAAACUAGCACCAGUGCAGCCAAAUGACUGUCAUCUUUCUGCAAUGUGUGAUGCCAAAUCAUUAUGGGUGCAUUUGAAACAGAUUUGGAUUUGAAGAUGUACUGUACAUUGGAAAUUCUAUUUAAAUAUGUGUAUUCUGUGUUACAUUUUGGUGUAGGUCAUCCAUCCUUAUAUGAAAUCUUUCGCUUAAGCUUUAUGAAUAUUAAGCAAUGCUGUUAUUAUGUUUGUCAAUGUCUGAGUCACUGUGACAUUUAUUUGACAUGUCAUGCUCUUGUUAUGGGCUUUCUGAAAGACUUAACUCCAUUUUAAUACAUGUAAGGCAAGUGUAAACCAC